Molecule: messenger RNA, 7093 nt
Organism: Xenopus tropicalis (tropical clawed frog)
Lineage: Eukaryota; Metazoa; Chordata; Amphibia; Anura; Pipidae
Gene: grm3
Product: glutamate receptor, metabotropic 3
Exons: 6
Coding region: 1588-4224 (878 amino acids)
Biological process (GO): G protein-coupled glutamate receptor signaling pathway; adenylate cyclase-inhibiting G protein-coupled glutamate receptor signaling pathway; G protein-coupled receptor signaling pathway
Cellular component (GO): plasma membrane; membrane
Molecular function (GO): G protein-coupled receptor activity; glutamate receptor activity
Source: RefSeq, a predicted model, not a curated record
CAUGAUUUAAUGCAGCCCAUGAGGUAGAAACUGGAGAGCAAGGACUGAUGAUUUAUCUUUUUUUAUUAGUGCUCCUAUGGUUUUUGCAUUUAAGCUAAUAUAACACGUACAUUUUCUAUUAAUCCUAGCCAUUUGGUGCUCACCAAAUAGUGUUUGUAUCUCUGACUCAAUUGUAUGGAUCAGAUAUGAACUCAAUUACAAUGCUGACUGGCUACAAAAAUAUAUAAAUGUCCCUGCUUUGCACUGAAUUGAAUAGUACCAGUUAUAUCACAGGCAAUGUACUAAUUCACUUCCUUGAAUCCAUGCUGUUAUUAUUUUUAGUAGUAAAAAAAAAUCAACACAGGCACUGCAGAAUGCUGAGGAAUACUUUCACACUGUGAUAAAAAAAAAAUCCUGUCUGCACUUAGCAGCAGCUACUUAAUUUCAUUACAUAAUUGCAUGCUGCAGCCAUCACAUAAAUAAUCAUGUGCUCUGUGCAAAAUGCCUGCUUAUGCAUGGGUUUCACUGAGCUUUGCGAUGUAUAUCAUGUUAGGUAAGAUGCAGCUUUUAUGUGUAAAUCUAAACUGUACUCAGAAUGAUCAGCUUGCAGAAUAGCACAAUGUUCUUUCUCUUCCUUUGCAUUAUCCAGCUGGGACAUGUGUGAAAAAGUAAUAUAGUCAUGUGGUUGUUCUGAAUAAUUAAAUAAGCAGGAUCUGAUCUUGCUAAGACACUGCUUCACAUCUUUAUACUGGGAGCUGUCUGAGUGAUAGGUGACGUCAGAGUGGGUGUUACCAAUGGCUGGUGUGGAAGGUGAUGUUAGGAUCUUGCUUGUUACUGUGUAGAGCAGCAGCUUAGCUGCUGGGAAGAGCAUUGUUGGUGUUUGGGAGCUGUUAGGGAAAUAAUCAUCUGUCCUGUAUUGCACCAUUCAAACUAAGUUGCUGUGAGAGCAGAAAGUGUGUCCUCUCAUUAAGUCACAGCAUGGGGGCAGGAGGCUACUCCAAGGACUAAUUGUCCAGAAGCCUUGCCAGAAGCAAAGAUUCAUCAAACUUAGAAAGGGGCUAUCUGAAUGGCAAAAUUCAUCAGGGUAACAAUCCACUUUUCACUCCUGCAAUAUACUUCUAAUUAAAAGGAACUGGAUCAUCCUCAAAGAGAAAAAAAACAUCUUAAUGAAAUGGUCAGUAGCAAAGAACAGAUGAUGGGAACUGUUCUAGGAAAAAAAUAUUAAGGCGAAACAAAAGUCUAUAUUCCUGGCACACUGAAGCUCUAGUUAACUGGUUUUUGAAAUAAAAAGAAGAGGAAGAAAAGCAUUCCAGGCAUCCAAAUGCUGAAAAGGACCUGCUGGAUCAGAAACAAUGAAAGUGUAAGGAAAGCCUGCUAAAAGGGGAAUUCAAAGUCCUAUGUGUUGUGUGUAGGCAUUUGAACUUUAAAGUGCAUCGGAUGGUAGUUUGCUCAGCUCCUGGAUGGCAGGGAUUAUGCUCUCUGUGGCAUGUUUGUACUGUGCUACAUCUACAAGGAAUGUAAUGCCACUGCAACGAUCUACAGCAAAUUACUUUGCUACAGAGGAAUAACAAAUUGGGCUUUUCGCUGUCAUAUCAAGCCACAAAAGUCAUGAAGACCAGCCUUCAGGUCCUUCUGUUAGCUUUAUUUUCCAAAGCUGUAUUGCUUUCCUCAAGUGACCACAACUUUGUGAGGAAAGAAAUAAAGUUUGAGGGUGACCUUGUUUUAGGAGGGUUGUUUCCUAUAAAUGAGAAAGGUGGGGGAAUGGAUGAAUGUGGCAGGAUUAAUGAAGACCGAGGCAUCCAGCGACUUGAAGCUAUGCUUUUUGCAAUUGAUCAGAUUAACAGAGAUAGUUCACUUCUUCCAGGAGUCAAAUUAGGAGUUCAUAUCUUGGAUACCUGUUCAAGAGACACAUAUGCUUUGGAGCAAUCCCUUGAGUUUGUUAGGGCUUCUUUAACUAAAGUGGAUGAAGCGGAAUAUAUGUGCCCAGAUGGGUCAUAUGCCAUUCAAGAAAACAGUCCCUUGCCUAUCGCUGGAGUCAUUGGUGGGUCCUACAGCAGUGUUUCUAUACAGGUUGCUAAUUUGUUGAGACUUUUCCACAUUCCUCAAAUAAGCUAUGCUUCCACUAGUGCCAAACUUAGUGACAAAUCUCGUUAUGACUACUUUGCUAGGACAGUGCCACCAGACUUCUAUCAAGCUAAGGCAAUGGCUGAGAUUUUAAGGUUCUUUAACUGGACAUAUGUGUCUACUGUUGCCUCAGAAGGAGACUAUGGGGAGACAGGAAUUGAAGCCUUUGAACAUGAAGCAAGGUUAAGAAAUAUUUGCAUUGCCACAUCAGAAAAAGUUGGGAGGUCUAAUCUUAAAAAGUCUUAUGAUAAUGCCAUAAAGGAGCUCUUACAAAAGCCAAAUGCAAAAGUUGUUGUACUUUUUAUGAGGAGUGACGACACUAGGGAGCUUCUGGCAGCUGCUAAUAGGUUUAAUGCUUCUUUUACAUGGAUUGCCAGUGAUGGAUGGGGAGCCCAAGAAAGCAUUGUUAAGGGUAAUGAGCAUAUUGCAUAUGGGGCAAUAACACUGGAACUUGCUUCUCACCCUGUUAAAGAAUUUGACAAGUACUUCCAAAGCCUUACACCUUACAACAACCACCGUAAUCCAUGGUUCAAAGAUUUCUGGCAGCAAAAGUUUCAGUGUUCAUUACAGAACAAAAACCAGCAAGUAAAGUUUUGUGAUAAGCGUCUCAAUAUCAACAGUUCCAACUACGAACAAGAAUCCAAAAUAAUGUUUGUGAUAAAUGCUGUUUAUGCAAUGGCCUAUGCAUUACACCAAAUGCAGCGCACUGUGUGCCCAAACACCAACAUACUGUGUGAUGCCAUGAAGGUCUUAGAUGGAAAAAAGCUCUAUAAAGAUUAUCUACUGAAAGUAAAUUUUACAGCUCCUUUUAUACCACCCAGUAAUACAGACAGCAUUGUGAAAUUUGAUGCAUAUGGAGAUGGAAUUGGUUUAUACAAUGUGUUCAAUUUCCAGUAUCACAAUGGUAAAUAUUCCUACCUGAAAAUUGGCCAGUGGGCAGAAACCUUGUCACUGGAUGUUGACAUAAUACAGUGGUCAAAAAGUUUGGUUCCAACAUCACAGUGUAGUGACCCCUGCGCUCCAAAUGAAAUGAAGAAUAUGCAACCAGGAGAUGUAUGCUGCUGGAUUUGUAUCCCAUGCGAGAAAUACGAGUACCUUGCUGAUGAGUUCACAUGCAUUGACUGUGGGGAAGGACGAUGGCCUACCGCUGACCUAACCAGUUGCUUUGAUCUACCAGAAGAUUACAUUAAGUGGGAGGAUGCCUGGGCAAUAGGGCCAGUGACCAUUGCAUGCCUUGGAUUUGUAUGUACUUGCCUGGUUGGAGGAGUCUUUAUCAAAAACAAUAGCACACCUUUGGUGAAGGCAUCAGGAAGGGAACUCUGCUAUAUUCUCUUGAUUGGAGUUUUUAUGUGUUAUUGUAUGACAUUUUUCUUCAUAGCCAAACCUUCUCCUGUCAUAUGCACCCUUCGACGUUUGGGACUUGGAACAUCUUUUGUUGUUUGUUAUUCUGCUCUACUGACCAAGACAAAUCGCAUUGCCAGGAUAUUCAGCGGUGUAAAGGAUGGUGCCCAAAGACCAAAAUUCAUCAGUCCCAAAUCCCAAGUUGUCAUAUGUCUCAGUCUUAUCUCAGUUCAGAUUGUUGUUGUAUCUGUAUGGCUCAUGUUGGAAUUCCCUGGCACAAGACGCUAUACACUUCCUGAAAAAAGAGAAACUGUUAUAUUGAAAUGCAAUGUCAAAGAUUCCAGUAUGCUAAUUUCACUGACAUAUGAUGUGGUCCUGGUGAUAUUAUGUACUGUAUAUGCCUUCAAAACAAGGAAAUGUCCAGAAAAUUUUAAUGAAGCCAAGUUCAUUGGAUUUACAAUGUACACAACUUGCAUUAUUUGGCUUGCUUUCCUGCCUAUAUUUUAUGUCACAUCAAGUGACUACAGAGUCCAAACUACAACAAUGUGCAUCUCAGUAAGCCUGAGUGGCUUUGUAGUUCUGGGGUGCUUGUUUGCGCCAAAAGUUCAUAUUAUCCUGUUUCAACCACAGAAAAAUGUCGUAACACACAGACUACAUCUAAAUAGGUUCAGUGUUAGUGGUACAGCAACCACAUACUCACAAUCCUCUGCAAGUGCACAUUACACACCAACCAUUUGCAAUGGAGGAGAAGUUCUCGACUCCACCACGUCAUCCUUAUAAAUGUGAUCAGAAUCUAUGUCUUGAAGAUUUUUAGACUGUUAGAUUUUAUGCACUUGUGCAGUUCUGUAACUUUUUUUAGAAAAAAAACAAAAAUAUUUUUGAGGACUGUAUAGCUUAAUGUUCUAGAGCUUUUUAGACUUGUUCAAUGACCACAGCUGUUGACACAUUUAGACGAUGUGUAAAUAGGGUGCAUUCUCUACACCAGAGGCAAGCAAUGUCUAGUGCUCCAGAUGUUGUGAAACUACAGGGCAAUACCCACAACUGAAUACAAUGUGGGAUGGUGGAAGCUGUAGCUCUAUAACAAAUGGAGUGCAAGAGGUUACCUGCUCCUGCUCAACACUAUCUGCAGUGUCCACUUAACAGUAAUACAAUAACCGACAUCUGCCAUUUCAGUAUUAAAUGUCUUUUACUUUCAUAUGAUUUUUUUUUUGUAAACUAGGUUAUUGUUGUAACCAAUUUUAGAAUGCAUAACAGUAACUUGCAGUUACCCAAUAUGUACAGGUAACUGGAUGUUUUUUUGCACAGCAGAAUUAUUAAUGUAAAGAUACCAGUAAAAAAAACUUUUUAAGGGUUUUAAGCAUGUUUUCUCAAUAAUGAUAAAAUAUUUUGUUGCACUGAAUGGAGAUGUAAUGGGCAAAUAACAAAGUUAUGAAUGUAUGACUAUGACUGCAUCACUGCAAGUACUAGGAGCCAAAUCAUUAACUUAAUGUUUAAAGAGCAGUACAGAAUAAGAAUAUAAACAGAACCUAAUGCUCCCUUAAUUGCUAGUUUACAUUAUUUACAAACACUCUGCUGCUUUAACAGCUAUAUUUCAGUUUACAGACCCUCGUUCAUUUCAUGAAGAAAACAUUUGACAUUGUUUUUUUGCAAGGCAUCAUAGAGAUCAUUAUCAAUUGGUUGGAAGAUUGUACAGAUAAUAAUACCAUGCCAUUGAAUAAUUGUUAUGGUUCUUCCCUACAGAUACAAUGGCAUAGAGUUUUACUUUAAAGGGGGAUUUUUUUCUAAUGCUUAUUUAUUUAAAUGCUUGAAUUUCAACAACUGAGUUACAUAAAAACAUGAAGAAACAACUUAGUUAAAUCACUUAGAGUUAAUCUUGAAACUUUGCAGAUUAUAGAUGCCAAAUCGAGUUACGAGUUUUUUGAAAACUUAAGUUUCACAACAUGACUGACUUGUUUGCUUCAUAUAAAAAAAUAAUUUAAGGGAGUGUACUAAGAAAUCAAUUAACAAUGGCUGAACAGUAAUAAUAUAUUUAUGCAACAAAAAACAGAUCCAUUAAAUAUCCCCUACAGUGUAAACUCAAGCAAUGGCAUUUACCCUUUUAGCAACUUUUUAAUAUAAAUGCAUCUGUCACAUUUAAGUUUGUAUGAGGUUUUUAUAUUAAUAUUAGAUUAGAUCAUACAGUAAAAUUAUACUGUAAGUUAAUGUUAUACACGAGUAAUGGUGUAUGUAUGACCAUUAAUGGAUCACUCCUGUAUAUUUAAUUAGCCAAUAGGGUUAGCAAUUCCCUUAAAAAUCUAUAAUGCUCUGUUUCCUAAGCUUGGGAUUCAACUUCUAGCAUGCCCAAACAGAGGCUAGGCCCUACCUAGGGGGGCCAGGAGAAGUCUUAUGGAGGCCAGCCUAAAUGCCAGCUAAGGUGAGAUUUGAGGGAAAUGCCCAUUUGGUCUUCUAGAUACCCCUGGAAGCUUAGCGUAAAGGUAAAAUACAGUGGGGGCCGCCAGCAGAGGUUCAAACUUUAAGGGAUAAUUUAAUUUAAAAAAUGCCUUAACUCUUAAUGAGAUAUUUAGAAUUUGUAGUCCUGCAGCAUUUGGAACACAGAGUUAUACUGAAAAAAAGUUACAUAUCAUGGCAUGAAUAAAAAAUAGAUAAAUAUUAAAAACAGGAUGGCAGGAGAAAUAAAAACUCUAGCACCUUCUACCAUGUAAAACAAGGUGUUACUGUAUAUUGGCUGCUUAUGAUUUUUGUCUACAAUGGUACCAUAUAUUGACUUUUUUUGUAUAGAUAACUCCUUUUUUAUAGUUUUUUGAUUAUACAGAUUUUUUUUGUUUAAAAAUUGAGCAAAAAAUGUACAACUUACAAUAAAAAGCACACUGAUUAUAUAGUGCUAUUGCCAUUACCAUACAGCAGUAUUAUCAUCUGUACAGCAUUUAUGCUUUAACUCACAAAGGGUCAGGGUAGGAGGGAACAUUAAUACAGGGGCUGGAGGGGCAGCAGAUACAUUGGAUCUGGGUCCAUGAUACAGACAGUAAAAUCUGUAGAAUAUUUCUGAUUAGUGCUUUAGAACAUGUAUAAUAUACAGCACAAGCUAACUGCUUGUUUCUGACUGUUUCCUUUGCCCAACAACAAGCAAGCACAAGCUAAUACUAAACUAAUUUCAUGGGCAGUGUUAAAUAAAGCACAAGUUCUUCUGUGCUUUUUUCUUUAGUAAGGCAUGAAUUGAGAAAUAUCUACUCAAGGCUCUGAAAACAGUACUCCCAGAAAUUCUACAGAAUGGAACUUGCGUAUUUGUCAGGCUUUCUACUUUUAUGUGCUGGAGGGAAAAGGGCUUUUACAGAGCAUCUUAUUUUCAACAAUAUUUCAUUUUCACUCGUAGCCAUGUUAUCUUUCAAACGCUUCAUGACAAAGUACUGAAAGCAAUAGGUGUCUGUGACUUCUGUACUAAAGAUUGUAAAGAAGCAGCUUUGGUGCUGUAUUGUAAUUCCACUGGAGUGCUUUCAUAAAGUAUUCUGUACUAGGCAGCUGGGGUUGUAUAAAACAUUUUCUGAUAAAACGUGUUGGUAAAGGAGCUACUAGCUAUACAGGAACAGUGCUGCUUGUCAUGGUCCAGAAUGUUAAUUCAAGCUUCCAAUAAAUAUUUUUAUGUUUGAAUAAA